UUCCACAAAGUACUUGGUUUGACACAGAAAAUCCCUACAUUUUGACGUACGACACAAACAUGUAUGAUAACAUGUGGGCCGGGUUGGAGGGCAGGAUUUGAUAAUCCAGCACCCUUGUUUAUCCAGCAGAAAAUGCCGUUGCAAAAGGUGCCGGAUUAGAGAGGGACGACUGUAUUACUAUUAGAUUUAUGAUUAGUAAUACUAAUAGUACUUUAGACAGGUUGUAGACUAAAGUGGGCAUCCAUGUUUGUUGCUAGGACUCACGUGACGAACUUCACUGCUGUAACCAGGUCAUGAUUGUACUUCUAGGUAACUGUUUUCAAUAAUAAUUAUUAUUAUUAUGUUUCAGAUCAGCGCAUUUAGUUUGAGAUCUAGGAGAGUUUGAAGAGCAACGCUAACUAGAACUGCGACUCUUCUGGUGGCAGAUCUACUGGAGGCAGUGGAGCGGCUGCUAUGGUCCGUCGUAUUGAAGGGAUUGGUAUUUUCACUUCCAACGGUUUGCUACGCAGAGCACAGACAAAAAUCAUCAAGAGCAGUGAACGGUGAAAGCCAGAGCGUCUCAUCGGCGCGCAGGCACGGUGGCAUGCCAUGCAGCGACAUUGCAAUCGAAGGAUUAAUUCGGCAUCGGUACGGUGUCAGCGCGGUGGGGAUAGCACGCACGCUGCAUGCCUGCACAACGCAGGUUUUCGGAUUCCAGUUCGUCGCUAAUAAUCAGACAAUAGUAACAUAUUCCCGCUGCUCCGAUUAGCAUUGUGCGCGUGCUUGCAUGUACACGCACUGUAAACAAUGUCGGUGUGUUAUGUACCUGUCGUCAUCCGAUGAUCUUCACUGCUAAGUGUUAGUGUUACUGUAACUACCUGUACCAGAACUGCACUGCUGAAGUAACGUUAGUUAGUUGGAGUCACGGUACUCGGUAGUACCAAUCCUGGGUAGCCUGCCAAAGUACCGUGCUACUGGGUCAGUAGUAGUCUCAACAUUACGUAUUAGUAUUACGCGGUAUUGUACUGCCAGUGCCAUCUAGUACUAGUAGCCGUGUGUGCAGUGAAGUCAACCAACCCCCCCCCCCCCCCUACCAUGCAGGAACCUGUUGAGAUCUCCGAGUCAUGCCUAGCGGGUGAAGACAAAGCACUGGAGGAUGACAAGAAAGCAGCAGCUAGAACACCCUGGUACCGGCUACUGCCGUUCAACCCGUUCCCGUUGCGUGGAUGCAACGUCGACAAGAGAUUUCCAGGCAUGGAGGCCGGCUGGCUGUCACUAAUGACCUAUCACUGGUGCAACAAGAUCAUCUGGCAUUCGUAUCGCAGCAGUCUGCAGCUAAGAGAUCUCUGGCGUCUUCAUCCACGUCUCCAUGCUGACCGAACAGGCGAGGAUGUGAUGCACGAAUGGGAUCGUGCCAUCAAACGACACGGCGGCGAUGCAAGCAAAGUCAGCAUGAGCUGGUGUUUCUUUCGAGCCAUGCGCUGGAGUGUACUGCGCGUGUUCUUCUUGAUGUUCCUUUUCAGCAUACUGUCGUUCAUCGGCCAGGCCUUAUUGCUCUUUGAGCUGUUGACGUUUGCACAGAAGCCAGUCGAGGAGACGGAUGUGUAUGAUGGCGUGCUUCUCGCUCUUGGUCUGUUUCUGACCGAAACUGUACGUUCGAUGGUGUUCGGAAUACACUGGUACUAUGGAGUGGAAAUUGGGGUACGGCUGCGGUCUGCCAUCAACAUACUCGUUUAUAACAAGAUAUUGCGCCUGCGCAAUCUUGGCAGCAUGACGGUGGGACAGCUGGUCAACCUGUGUGUUAACGAUAGCGAGCGCCUCUUCAAUACUGGUAUGACCUGUGGAUUUGCCAUUCAGACACCUCUCAUGGUCGCUGGCACUCUAGCCUAUUCAAUCUAUCUGGUCGGCUGGCCUGCACUGCUCGGCUUCAGCACGUUCAUACUCUUCUUUUACCUGACGCUCCUCAUUAGCAAACAGCAGGCUAAGUACAGGCAGAACGGAAUCAAGGUCACUGAUGUGCGUGUACGGACCAUGAAUGAGAUCCUGACCUCCGUCAAGCUGAUCAAGAUGUACGCUUGGGAGCAGCCAUUCAGCUCCUACGUGGCCAGUGUGCGCGCCAAAGAGAAGGAUCAGCUGCGAAAAUCCGCAUACUUGCAGGGCACAGCAUCGUCACUGGUUUUUGUCGUACCGGCGGUGGCAACAGUCGUUACCCUGGCUACCCAUGCUCUCACUGGCGGAGACCUAAGCAUUGCGCAGGCAUUCGCACUGUUGGCCACGUUUGGUGCUAUGCGGCAUCCACUUGGCACGCUACCGUACUUUGUGAGAAUAUUAAGCGAGACUCAUGUUGCUCUGCCACGCCUCAAGAAGCUGCUCCUCAUGCCUGAGAAAGCCCCUGUAUCGGAAAAAGUCAGCGAUAGUGGCCUAGUUAUUGAAAUGAAAGAUGCAACUUUGGCAUGGGAUGUGCGAGAAAGUGAAUACAAAAAGGCAACCAAAGACGUAAAGCUGUCAAACAUGGACAGGCUGAGAAUGGGUCUACGGAGAAAGUCGUCGGCAGCCACCCCACUCCUCUACAGCGAUAGUGUAAAGCAGCGUGCAAAUGGAACAGCUGCUGGCAAAUCAUCUGCUCUUGCCUUUAACCAGCCUCAUCUCAGCCAGACAUCUUCCAGAGGGCUGAUGGCAUCACUGGCAAGCAUGCCUCCUGACGAUUCGGCUGAUGUGCCAGAUUGCCUUGUGGACAUCUCUUUCACUGUCGGUAGGGGUGAGUUGAUUGGCAUAUGCGGCACAUUUGGAAGUGGCAAGAGCUCAAUGCUGUCAGCGUUGCUUGGCGGCAUGAACCUUCGAAGUGGAUCAAUGGCAUUCCAGGGUAGCAUCGCUUACGUAUCCCAGCAAGCCUGGAUAUUCAAUGCAUCCGUGCAGGAAAACGUUCUAUGUGGCUUGGAGCUGGAUGAAGAGCGCUACACACGAGCUUUGUCAGCUGCCGCCCUGCUACAAGACUUGGACAUUCUGCCCGAUGGUGACAUGACAGAGAUUGGCGAACGCGGCAUAAACUUGAGCGGAGGACAAAAGCAGCGCGUUUCAUUGGCGCGUGCGCUCUAUUCCAACCGGGAUGUGUAUCUACUCGAUGAUCCACUGAGUGCCGUGGAUGCGCAUGUUGGAGCUCACAUCUUCAGCGAGCUCAUCAAGCGUGAGCUGAAGGGCAAAACUGUGCUGUUGGUAACUCAUCAGCUGCAAUACUUGCCUUAUUGCGACCGUGUUGCAUUGAUGGUUGGCGGACGGCUGGCUGGUGUGGAAAAGUAUGCAACACUGGUGACGAAGAAUGCAGUCUUUGCUUCCCUCAUCGAUAGCUUCCAGUGUGAAAAGGCCGCUGAGGCUGCUGCUAAAUCAGAGCAGCGCAGUGAUCUGGGUGCCUCUUACCUAGAUACUACAGCAAGCUUGGAAGAUCUCUAUGAGAGUGACAUGAGCUUGGCUGCGGGCAAUGACGGUGAGCCGGCUGAUCAGGAAGGCGAUGUGAAAAAGGCACCUCCCGCCACUCUUGUGAAGGCGGAAGAUAGAGCGAGCGGUUCCAUCAGUUGGGCAACUUACCUGGCGUUUAUUCGCGCGUGUGGCGGAGCACUUCCUGUCCUCGCUCUGCUAUUCAUGUCUCUGAUUGCUGCUGGAGCUCAGGCUGGAACGGACUACUGGCUAAGUUACUGGCUGAAGCAAGGAAGUGGUAGCACUGGGAACACAUCAAGCACUAUACCUAACGACACAUUAGCCACCACGACUACUGCCCACCUUGCCAAUACAGUGCCCUUAACAGGUGUCAUGACUGAUGCAGCAACAGCUUCUGCAGUAGUGGAUUCGGGAAGCAUUUCGGACAACCCCAAGCUUGGCCAGUACAUUGGCAUUUAUUUUGGCCUCACAUUUCUGCUCAGCAUUCUGUCAAUAAUCAGAAGCCUCCUGGCCAUGUAUGUAUUACUAAAUGGCUGCAGUCGUCUUCAUGACCUGGCAUUCCGCAAGGUAUUCCGUGCGCCUAUGUCAUUCUUCGAGAGUACGCCAAUUGGACAGAUUGUGAACCGCUUCAGCAAGGACAUGGAUGAGCUAGAUGCAGCUAUGCCGUUCGGUGUCGGUAUAGUUGUUCGCAAUUGGUUCACAAUACUAUUGUUGGUACUGUUCGCAUCUUCCGUGUACCCAUAUCUCUUCAUCGUCCUCUUUGUCACUGCCAUACUGUUUGGGCUUAUCUACCGAGUGUACAUCUUGUUCUCUCGAGACAUCAAACGGCUGGAUGGCAUUACCCGUACGCCGUACAUCUCUCACCUAACCGCCACAAUCCAGGGCUUGAGCACUGUCCACGCGUAUGGACUGAAUAGUGACUACCAGCGGCGGUUCUCGCGGCUGCUCGACGGAAACACUGUGUGCCACCAGGCCUUCUACCUGGGGUCGCGCUGGCUGGCAUUCCGUCUAGACAUCUUGGCGGCCAUCAUCACAUCAGCCACUGCACUUACGCUAGUCGUGUUCAGAGACAGUGUUGAUGUGUCCCUUGGAGCAGUGGCCUUGGCAUACGUUGUUCAGCUCGGAGGUCAGUUACAGCUCACAACGCGUAUGAUGUCCGAAGUUGAGGCAAGAUUCACAUCCGUUGAGCGCCUUAACUACUAUGCCACGCAAUUAGAUGAAGAAGCACCAGAACAUCUUGAAGAUACUGAUCCACCACCGGAAUGGCCAUUUCAGGGACGAGUGACGUUUGACAAUGUGUGUAUGCGUUAUCGUGAGGGCACACCUCAAGUUCUACAUGAGCUCAGCUUUGAUGUCAAGGCACGAGAGAAGAUCGGUGUCAUAGGUCGCACUGGCGCUGGAAAGUCUUCGCUGGCUGUUUGCCUGCUGCGCCUGGUGGAGCUGGACUCGGGGAGGAUUCUCAUUGAUGAUAUUGAUGUCAGCACGCUAGGACUGCGUGACUUGCGAUCCCGCCUCUCCAUUAUACCACAGGAUCCGGUGCUUUUCGUUGGCACAAUCCGUUACAACUUGGAUCCGUUUGACAAGCACAGUGAUGAAGCCCUAGAAAGAGCGCUCCAGCAGACACACUUGAAGGAUACAAUUGAUCAGCUUCCCAGUGGACUAGACACAGAAGUCUUAGAGAAUGGGGAGAACUUCUCCGUCGGUGAACGUCAGCUGAUGUGCAUGGCACGGGCCUUGCUUCGACACAGCAAGAUCCUGAUCUUGGAUGAGGCCACUGCAUCCAUAGAUACCGAGACGGACACGCUGAUCCAGAAGACAAUCCGAGAGUGCUUUGGUGAGUGUACUUUGCUGACGAUUGCCCAUCGCCUCAACACAGUUCUCGACAGCGAUCGCCUACUGGUACUUGAUGGUGGGCAUGUUGCUGAGUUCGACACGCCAGCAAACCUCAUGUCGGACCGAAACUCCAUAGUCACGCAAAUGCUAUCCUCUCCUGUAGACCAGCACUCUGCAAGAAAACCUCUUGCACGCUUUGCAAGCAAGGCUCGGGCACACUCCAACAAGGCACCGGCAAUGUGAAACACAAUAAUAUUGUGUAUGAGGAAAGGAAAUGUUACUCAUAUCAGCUCCAUCCCUGAAGGAACUCACGGCGGCCGCUACGCCCCAAAAUGAUCCAGUUUUCUUUGCAACUGGGCUGGAGUUGCAGCUAACUGUUUUAUAUCAAGUUAGGGGUAAGUGGGGGACUUCAACUCACAUUUAUAUUUCCAAAUUGGACGUGCAUCCUUAGUCGUGCUGGCUUGUACUAGCCCAUGCUGAUGUGUCCCCGGCCAUGAAACUCUCUUGGUCACUAUGGUUACUCUCUGCUGUCGUGACCAGUUUAUAUUAAUUUUAUUAGAUAAGUCCAAAAUUUUAAAAUAGUAUUAAAAUAUGCCUUGUGUCGUGUGGAUGACCAGCUUGAUAUGAAUUUGAGUUCACAGUAAUAGUGAUCAUUUUUUCAAAUUCAUGUAUAUUUGCCUUACCUACAUGUAUGUAUAUACAUGUAUAGUUAUCGCGUAUAGUAACAGUAGUCUAUGAGUAAUAAAUUACUAAUAUUAGUAAUAAUUACAUGUAUAUCGCCUAUAGUGAUCAAGUUUAUUUUUCUAAAGAUAUUUAUUUAUACUAGGUGACGUUGGGUUAGUUCUUACUUUGACCUUCAUUACAAAAAAAUAAUUAUUGAUUUACCGGUGAUACCGGUAUUAUUGAA
This is a messenger RNA of Sycon ciliatum, 6151 nucleotides long. RefSeq names its product ATP-binding cassette sub-family C member 5-like. Gene Ontology annotation, cellular component: membrane. Gene Ontology annotation, molecular function: ABC-type transporter activity; ATP hydrolysis activity; ATP binding. Gene Ontology annotation, biological process: transmembrane transport. The transcript has a single exon. The record is from RefSeq and is a predicted model, not a curated record. Lineage: Eukaryota; Metazoa; Porifera; Calcarea; Leucosolenida; Sycettidae. Bases 1075 to 5487 code for a protein of 1470 amino acids.